Molecule: messenger RNA, 3254 nt
Organism: Erinaceus europaeus (western European hedgehog)
Lineage: Eukaryota; Metazoa; Chordata; Mammalia; Eulipotyphla; Erinaceidae
Gene: LRRC1
Product: leucine rich repeat containing 1
Exons: 14
Coding region: 258-1832 (524 amino acids)
Biological process (GO): neurotransmitter receptor transport, endosome to postsynaptic membrane; neurotransmitter receptor transport postsynaptic membrane to endosome
Cellular component (GO): adherens junction; postsynaptic membrane; postsynaptic density
Molecular function (GO): protein binding
Source: RefSeq, a predicted model, not a curated record
GCGGCAGUGGCGGCGGCGGCGCGCCUGGAGGUGGGAGGGGACGCACCGGCGGGCGCGCGGGCGGGGGCGCUGGGAGGCGGCGGGGGCUCCCGCCGGAGAUUCCUGGGAUUGUCUCGGGGCGCGAAAGCGGCCGCGCGCUGCGAGCGAGCACGGGAGCCAACGAGCGCAGAGCCGGCGGCGGGCGAAGCGGUGCUGCCGGGCGCAGCGGGCUCGGAGCCGGGGUCUCCGCGGCUCGGGACCGGUUGGUGGGGGCGGCGAUGUUCCACUGUAUGCCCCUGUGGCGGUGCAACCGUCAUGUGGAGACCAUCGACAGGCGCCACUGCUCGCUCGUCUACGUCCCGGAGGAGAUCUACCGCUACGCCCGCAGCCUGGAGGAGCUGCUGCUGGACGCCAACCAGCUCCGCGAGUUGCCGGAGCAAUUUUUCCAACUAGUCAAAUUACGAAAGCUUGGACUUAGUGAUAAUGAAAUUCAACGGUUGCCUCCAGAAAUAGCAAACUUCAUGCAGCUGGUAGAACUUGAUGUGUCCCGAAAUGAUAUCCCUGAAAUUCCAGAAAGCAUCUCAUUCUGUAAAGCACUACAGAUAGCCGACUUCAGUGGAAACCCACUGACCAGGCUACCAGAAAGCUUUCCUGAGUUACAGAAUCUGACAUGUCUUUCUGUAAAUGACAUCUCAUUGCAGUCCCUGCCUGAAAACAUUGGCAAUCUUUAUAACCUGGCUUCACUGGAACUGCGAGAGAAUCUUCUUACAUAUCUUCCUGAUUCUCUUGCUCAGUUACGGAGACUAGAAGAACUUGAUUUAGGAAACAAUGAAAUAUUUCACUUGCCAGAAUCAAUUGGAGCUCUCUUACAUCUAAAAGAUCUCUGGCUAGAUGGAAAUCAGCUGCCAGAAUUACCUCAGGAAAUAGGAAAUCUGAAGAACCUGCUUUGCUUAGAUGUUUCUGAAAACAGGUUGGAGAAACUUCCUGAAGAAAUCAGUGGCUUGACUUCAUUAACGGAUUUAGUCAUUUCCCAAAAUGAAUUAGAAUCGAUUCCAGAUGGCAUUGGAAAAUUGAAGAAAUUAUCCAUCUUGAAGGUAGAUCAGAACAAACUCACACAGUUGCCUGAAGCUAUUGGGGAUUGUGAAAGCCUCACUGAAUUAGUUCUUACAGAAAACCGGCUCAUGACCUUACCUAAGAGCAUUGGGAAGCUUAAGAAGUUGAGCAACUUGAAUGCAGACAGAAAUAAAUUAGUUUCAUUACCAAAAGAGAUUGGCGGGUGCUGCAGCCUUACUGUUUUCUGUGUACGUGACAAUAGACUAACUCGGAUACCUGCGGAAGUGUCACAGGCAACUGAACUUCACGUCCUGGAUGUGGCCGGAAACAGGUUGUUGCAUCUGCCUUUAUCCCUGACUGCCUUGAAGUUAAAGGCUCUCUGGUUGUCUGACAACCAGUCCCAACCUCUGCUCACGUUCCAGACAGACACAGACCAUUCCACUGGAGAGAAGAUCUUGACCUGCGUCUUACUUCCCCAGCUGCCUUGUGAACCUACUUGCCAAGAGAAUCUGCCUCGCUGUGGUGCGCUGGAGAACUUGGUGAACGACGUCUCCGAUGAGGCCUGGAAUGAGCGUGCAGUAAACAGAGUCAGUGCAAUCCGGUUUUUGGAAGAUGAGAAAGACGAAGAAGAUAAUGAAACGAGAACACUUCUGAGGCGAGCCACUCCACACCCAGGGGAAUUAAAGAACAUGAAAAAGACAGUGGAGAAUUUACGGAAUGACAUGAAUGCUGCUAAAGGACUGGAUACCAAUAAAAACGAGGUCAAUCAUGCCAUUGACCGAGUGACCACUUCUGUGUAGAAUUGCACCUCCAAGUUUUACCUCCUGUGUCUUCCCCUGCUGUUGAGGAGCCUUGGGAAGUCCUUCGUCUUCACCAGAACCUGCACAUCAUCUCCCCAUGUAGCGUGUGGGAUGUUGCUCUCUCCAAGGAAGUGCCUUACUCUUUGCCAUCAACAUCACCCAGUCCUGUCAUGAUACCAGUGCUCACUCAGUGUCACUGUUGUGUGUGUGUGUGUGUGUAUGUGUGUGUGUGUGUGUGUGUGUGUGUGUGUGUGCGCUUCCUGAUUUCAGUUGUUUGUAAAAAGUAGAAUACACUACUGUAAACAUCUGACCUUUGUUUUUGUCUUAUGUUGGGGUGAGGGAGAAGCAACCAGGGGAAUUUUCGUCCUCCAUCCUCCCAUAAAGUGCUGGGACAUUUUGAACCCAAAUCUCUUUGGCUUACUGAGGAGAGAGGUAGUUUUAUGUAUUGGGAAACAUUGAUACUUUUUUUAAAAAUCCUUUUUGGCAGCUCAGAUGGUGUAAAUUUAAAAACUGUAUGUAGAUAUUGCAUAACAAAAUUAUGUAUUUCCCUCUUUCAUGUUACCUUAACUUGAAAACGGUACAUAUUUUAGUAUUUGUGCAGAAAAAAAAAAGUGUUCUAAAGUCUUUGUUUUAUUUGUACCAUCCACUUGUGCCUUACUGUAUCCUGUGUCAUGUCAGACCAAUUGUGUACAAUAGCAUCCUUGAGCAGUGAGAUGAGACUAGGAAUGUGGUACUUUUAAAGCAGUGUUAGAUUUUAAUUAGUAAUCUACCUGUUGGAUUUUUUUAACCAAAAAAGAUAAGUUAAUACUUAUUUGUAAAUUAUAUUGGUUAUUUUUUAAGAUGAACCAAAGGAUUAGACUGCUAAUAUUUCUUGUACUUUAACUCUUUAUGAAUGAAUUUCUUAUAAUGAAUGUGGUGUCUGAUUGUACCUACUGAGGAAGUAUGUGCCAUUUGUAACACAGAGUAGAGAAAAAAAAAAGCACAAAAGAGAUAAAUUCAGUGGAUAAAUUAUGUAUUGCAAAAGAAGUAUGAUUUUUAUUGAAGAAAGCUUUAAACGUUUUAUAUCAAGGUAUAAAAACCACAAGUUAAAAAACCACAAUAAAGCUGUAAAAUAACCUGCAACCACAUUAGAAAUGUCGGUAUCUUCAUAAGUGCAAUUUAAUUUGUAAAUAGUGUUUGAAUCAAAGUGUAACUAUUCAAGUUUUAAUUUUGAAUCUGCUUAUUUAAGGGGGAUUGGGUGCAUCUCUUGCUGCAUUUCUGUUGAUUCCCCUACUCCCCCCCCCCCACACCUUUGGUAUAAUGUUAUAAGAAAAAUGAAAAGUGACAGUCACUAUGUGGUGUCUAGAAAAAUCAUGUUGUUUCUGGUUGUUUUUGUGUUUAUAACUCCUGUGAAAUAAAGUCACCCUGGAUAUUAGUCAUACA